Molecule: messenger RNA, 804 nt
Organism: Marchantia polymorpha subsp. ruderalis
Lineage: Eukaryota; Viridiplantae; Streptophyta; Marchantiopsida; Marchantiales; Marchantiaceae
Source: the annotation of a GenBank genome assembly
CGUGAUUCAUGAGGUCUUCUCAAAAGCUCGCCAAAGAUAGAGUACACAACGUGGUUUAUCGGGCCCAAGGAAUCGAUCUGCUGUAUCAUGGCAAUAUUCACGGCCCGGGGCAGAAUCCGCACAUUCUACGAGGCGAUAAGAUCAAGACGAGCAUCAAGGCCGACGACCUUGUCGACGCUUGUUUUCGAUAUCUAGUUCUUUCAGGACUUCUCCACACGCCGAAGCUGGAUUCGAUAAGGAUGAGAUGUAGUAAUUACACACGGCGAGAUGAAGGGCGAGUGUUUGGUACGGACCAUGGGAUUGUGAUUGAACUUGAAAGGUGGGAUUUGAGGAUGAUUCGAACAAAUGGCAGAAGAGUUUUUCUUCUUUUCGAAUCCUCAACAAUCAAGUAUCCAAGCGCACGAAUGACUCGAUCUCUGAACUUGCUCCGCUAGGCAGAUGGAGUGUCGAUAUUGUUAAACUCGCACUUUUUACAGUGCUUCAGAUCUGGUUUGGUUUGGUCCAGUUCGGGCUACCGCUGGCCGGAGAAAAGUCGAGGCAGGUUUUCGAAUGUGGUUAAGGUGUAGAUAUGAGAUCCUUCGAGAUCUGAAGGUCAAGAUUAGAAAGAGCAUUCUUCGAUUUUGCAAUGACUUCUCAGCGUCUGUCCAAAGUACAGUAUGGAGAUUCAUUUCUAGCUGUGGCUAGGUGUUCGAGAAUUUCAACGGAAAUACUUAAUUAUCAAAAGCGUUCUCAAAGGCCAAACAUACUUUGCGCUGAGGGCGGACAAUAGUCUAAUUCAUAUUGCAAAUUAGUCUCUCGUAGACC